Molecule: messenger RNA, 4318 nt
Organism: Spinacia oleracea (spinach)
Lineage: Eukaryota; Viridiplantae; Streptophyta; Magnoliopsida; Caryophyllales; Amaranthaceae
Exons: 13
Coding region: 3050-4105 (351 amino acids)
Source: RefSeq, a predicted model, not a curated record
GAAAAUAAUAAAACAUAAACCUCGAAAAUCCCAAAUUCGUUAUCGGCCAUUAUGACUCUCCUACUCUUCUGCCAGAGUUCUUCAAGAAACUCCAGACACAAACCCUAAAAUCCCAAAUUCGUUUUCUCUAGACAAAAAUCAAUCGAUUCUCAGUUUUUUCGUUGCCCUCUCUCUCCCUGAUUCUCUCCCGAAUUCCUUCCUAGAUUUUCCUAAUUGAUUGAAUUUCUCAACUUCGUCUAUGCUUAGUUCGUAACCUCGGGGAUUUGUUCGAAAAAAGCCCGAUUUAUGCUGAGAUUUGUUUGAGAGAAGAUCAAUUUCCGCAGAUAUUUGUUCGAGAGAAGGCCGAUUUCUGCUUACUGGUAUCAUCUACUUCUUUUGAUUUUUCCAUGAAUGUGGCAAGUGUUCUACACUUCUACUUUCAUUGUUUUAUCUUGUAUGGUUAAUGUUGUAAUUGAUGAAAUUAUAAUAUGGUUAAUGUUGUAAUUGAUAUCAUGAAGAUUGCGUUUUAUUGAUUUGGUUGUUGACUUGUCGGAAUAAUGUUCAAUUUGAUUAGUUAUUGAAUUUGUUCUCGUUGGAUUUUAACAGAAUUGUUUAUUUGUUUGGUUGUAUUGUUCAUCAAAACAAAAUUUAAACUAAUUGUUUAUUUGUUUGGUUGUACACAAUCUGAAUUGUUUAUUUGAUCCCAAUAUUGAGGCUGAAGGUGCAUCAAAACUCUCGUUAAAAACCUAUUUGUCAGACUAAUCCCAGUGUUGCAAUGACUACAAACAAUACCGCUCCCUUUUUUGUUAGGGAAACUAAUUAAGGGAUAAUGUUACUGACUUAGUAAAUCAUAAUAUAACCAAGACCUUUCUAUAUAAAAUUCACAAAUUUAAAUGUUGAAAAUCCCUUUUCUAGUGGAUCUAAUCCUGCCCCAAUUUUCCAAUAGAUAUGCUUUGUUUGGUUAUCAGCAAUUUGCCAGACGAAUAAGUGGAUUCAGACAAACUAGCUUUUUGCAGGAGUAAAGCCAAAGUGCUUAUUGAAUUGGAGUCUAAGUCUGUAACUAGUUUAUGGAUCAGCUUGUGCGUAUUAUCACAUUAAGCCUAUGCUUGCAGGAACAUCUGACUUAGCUAUAUGGUUGUUUUACCCUUUUAAUGGACCGUCUAGAGCUAAAGUUGGGGUUUUUAACUAUACCUUUAGGUGAAAUAGGGGAACAUGUAGGGGAUUGGGAACAUGUAACCUUAAGGAUUAGUAACUUUAAUGGUUUGUUAAGGAAGGUGUUUUUUUCACAACAUGCUGGGGGUGAAUGGGUGUACCCUACGGACCUUGAAUUUGGUGAAGGUAAUAAGGUUGUAGGGUAUGCUUCUUUGCACGGUCAUGCUACUUACCGUAAACCAGGGGAGGUGUUACAAGGGUCUACUUAUGUUGGAAUAAAGAACGAUACAGAGAAGAGUAACUAUGUCUGGGAUACUGGUAAUGGUUACAAGAUCAUCUCUGCGGAUUAUCUAGGCACUGUUACCUUGAAAGCUUGAAAGGAUUUGAAGGAGAUGAAUGUGCAUCAUAAUUUAAUUCCUAUUAAGAUAGGUGAUAAAUAUGCCAUCCCUAGAGCACCAUAUCAGUUGACAUCUAUAGAGAGGCGUAAAGUAUUGGAGUUCUUGUCCAAGGUUAAAGUGCCAGAUGGUUACUCUUCUAACAUAGCUCGAUGUGCAAGUAUGGAAGAUGGAAAAAUCUCAAACAUGAAAAGUCAUGAUUUUCAUGUGUUCUUGCAAGAUUUGCUUAAACCGGCAUUUCAAGGUAUCUUACCUAAGGAGGUGCUAGAACCUUUGGUUGAGCUUAGCUUAUUUUUUAAGCAAUUGUGUUCUAAAACUCUAAAAAUUGAUGUGUUGGAGAAGAUGGAAAAGAGUAUUGCAAUUACUCUUUGCAAGCUUGAAAAGGUAUUUGUUCCGGCUUUCUUUGAUAUUAUGGUCCACCUUCCAAUCCACUUGGCCAAUGAGGCCAAGAUAGCUAGCCCAGUGCAGUAUCGUUGGCAAUAUCGGUUUGAAAGGGAAAUGCACACAAUGAAAUCUACUGUGAGUAACAAAGCACAACCAGAAGGCUCGAUAGCUAAUGCACGCAUAAUGGAAGAAUGUCUUUCCUUUAUAUCUAGAUAUCUAAAUGGGAUUGAGACCAAGUUCAAUCGCAUGAGUAGAAAUGACAUGGAUAGGCAAGAAUCUCUGUUGUUUAAGUUAUCAGCUUUCCAAAAGAAGGGGAAUCCACUAGGCAAAAGAACAUUUAAGCAAUUGAGCUUUUUGGAUUGGAAGCAAGCUCAAUUGUAUGUUCUGAUGAAUUGUCAAGAAGUACAACCAUUUAUAGGAGAGUACACCACUAUACAUGGGCCAAAACCAAGUCUAGUUGAUUGGUUUCGAUCUCAGAUUUGGAAGCUUUACACGGAGGGGGAUCCAAGAGUAACAAUUGGUUACUAUCAUUGUCACGAGGCCCGAGUAAGAGUGUGAAAAGCUAUCAAGGAUACUAUGUAAAUGGGUAUCGCUUUCACACUAAGAAGCGUCAAAGAAGGCGAAAGACGCAAAAUAGUGGAGUAAUUGUUAAAGGAGAUGCAGAGAGUGGAGAAAAGGACUUCUUCGGGGUUUUGAAAGAAGUCAUAGAACUUGAAUAUGAUGCAUCAAAUAGUGGGGAUACAGAACCUAUUGUGGUGUUAUUUCGAUGUGUUUGGUUUGAUGUUUAUCGGCGAGGGAUAAAAAGAGAUAAGUUUGGCGGCGUAAGUCUCAAUUUCAAAAAGUUCUUAGGGACCAAUGAGCCAUUUGCUAUGGCAUCUCAAGUAGGAUGGCUCUGAUGAUGAUCAUGACGACGUUGGAUUGGACUUUGAAGUACCAAAUUCAGUGGAAGGUGAUGGAGAUGAUGGAGAUGAUGAUGAUGAUGAUGAUGAUGUUCUCUUACCAAGAAAUGAUGUUCCUCCAGAGUUGGUAAUGCAAGUGAUUUUAAGUUGGAAAAUGAGGUUGUGAAUGAAGAGGAAGAAGAAGAAGAUAGUGAGCAAGAUGAGAAAAGUCUUGUUCCGUUGUUUUCAGAAGUUGAUUUGAUGGCUUCUAGCUCAAGAAAUUUGCCCGAAGGAGAAAAAACAAUCAAUCUAGACACUCAAUCAUCAUUAUCGCAACUAGACUCUACCACUCAACAACCUAAGAAAAAAAGACAAGGUCCUUUUCGAGGUCCAAGUAGAGCACUUAAAUAUAAAAAACUGAGAAGUACCGAACCAGGAAAGGUUAAGGUUCAUAUUCCAUCCUCAUUGGGAGCUGCUGUGGGUAAGAAUGCAAACCAAUUUGUGGGUGAAUGUGCUGAUUGGGUGAAGGAAAUAUGCCCUCUUAAUGUUCAAAGCUGGAAUGAUAUGCCUGAAGACGCAAUAGAUCGGUUAUAUAGUAGGAUUCAUGCAAAGUUUGACUUCGGUGAAGGUGCACACAUUCCAAAAGCGAUACACAUUCAGUGCUCUAACCUUUAUAGGCAUUGGAGAGAAAGGUUGAAGGCUGACCAUUUUACAAAGUGCAAAAGUUUGAAAGAAGCAGAACGUGCUUGUCCAGCAACUAUAGACCUUACCCAAUGGAGGUGGCUUAUAUAUAAUUAUUGGGGCAAUCCUAAACAGAGGGAAAAGAGUGAAAAGAAUCGGGCGAAUGCUCUUUCAAAGAAGAUCAAGUCCGCAUGUGGUGCCAAAUCAACCGCUAGGAUAAUUUAUGAAUUGGAACUUGAGGCAGAAAAUGAGCAGGAGGUCAAUGAAGAUGAGCAGGAGGUCAAUGAAACUAAUGGUGAUCCUAUAUAUUUGAAGCUAUGGGAAAAGUCAAAGAGGCAUAAAAAUGGGAAGUUUGACGAUGAGGCCGAAAUCAAGUACAAGUCAUUUAAAGAGUUACAUGAAAAAGAAGUCAGAGAGAAAGGAGCUGACAAUCUUAUUUUGGAUAUUGCCUACAAAGAAGUGCUUGGAUAUCGUUCGGGUUAUGCACGUGGGUUAGGUAAAGGCCACCCUAUGUUAUCCAAGGAUGGGAAGAAAGGAAGAGCAGAGCUAGAAGCUAAUGUGGAGCAUCUGAAGAAUGAAAAUAGCAUGAUCAGAGCAGAAUUUGAGUCUCAUAAACUGGAGGCUAAGAAGAAAUAGCAAGAAUUAGAACAAAAGCUUCAGUUAAUCAUGGACAAGAUUGGCUUGACAUAAAUAAGGAAAUAUGUUUUUUUGGCCUUGACGAGUCUGCUGAUCGGUAUAUCUUUUGUUGCAUGAGAAGUUGGUUUUCCUGCUAGCUUCACAUACUUAGUUAUGCUUAGGAGCUUUAUGAAGUUUUAUGAACUAUUUUGUUAAGUUGUUGGCUUGCUGCAC